Molecule: messenger RNA, 6747 nt
Organism: Oxyura jamaicensis (ruddy duck)
Lineage: Eukaryota; Metazoa; Chordata; Aves; Anseriformes; Anatidae
Gene: MTR
Product: 5-methyltetrahydrofolate-homocysteine methyltransferase
Exons: 33
Coding region: 1642-5385 (1247 amino acids)
Biological process (GO): pteridine-containing compound metabolic process
Molecular function (GO): cobalamin binding; methionine synthase activity; zinc ion binding
Source: RefSeq, a predicted model, not a curated record
AAAAUAUAUAUUUAUUCAUUGUUAAUAUUUCCAGCAAAAGCAGUUUAUAUUUCUGGAACCGGUUCCUUAAACUUUCCUCUUUUCUCACUCAUGUCUGGGACUCAACUCCUUGCCGCUCACCUUCUUGCUCCUGACCUCAUGAGCUUCCUGCUCUCCUCAGUUUCUGCUCUCCUACCUAGAAUUAAUUGAACACAUGGGAUGAGCAGGGACAGCAUUGCCUCAAACCACUUUGAUGUAAGAGGAUAUCCUGAUCCCUGUAGAAAGGGUAAAGCAAAUGUCACUGUUACAUCUGUGAUCAUAAGCAGUUUUCACAAAGAGAUAAAAUGUUGAAACCUAACAAAUUAGUCUUUAAAACAAUUGAAUAAACUGUGCAGUUUCAAAGUCCUUUAAAGGCAAGAGAAUUGACUACAAACAUGCUUUUCUAACAGUUGAUAACAUGCAGGAUUGUUUGUUUCCCUUUAAGUCAGAGGAAGCCAAGGAGGGCACUGGUCUUUCAAAGUAUUUUACAGAGGAUUCCCUUGCAGAAAAUAUUUAAAAGUUUGAUGUUCAGUGGAAGAAAAGUAUAUUAACAGAUGCUGUGCCCUCACUCGAAUGGAGUCAUGGCUGAGAGCUGGGAGUACUUCUGUAAUGCCACUCACAUCUUUCAUGGCAUGCAGAUGUCCCUUCUUCCUGCCCCACAGUGCUUUUUCUGCUCUACCAGCGCAGAAUGCACGUGGCCACUUUACUUGGCUAUUAUUGUAUUUCCCAUGUUGUCUUUCCUAUGUGGCCAAACUUUCCUACAGUCCUCCUUAUUAGAAGCGUUUUCAACGAUCUCAAGCUGCUGAACACAAACCACUGUCCUUGUCUGGUUGAGUGUGAUCCCAUCCAGAGUGCACAGGCAGCAGAGUACACCUAGGGCUUGUGCUUAGCCCCCCUCCAGUGCUUGGGCCUGUACCUCCAAGCUAGUCUGUUUGGUCCUAAAUACACCAGCAGGCUCGAGCUGCCCUGAACAGCCACACCUCAGGCUUCUACCUCCUGCCUGCUGGCCCUGGGCAUGUAUUUAAGCUCAGGUCCUCAUCCUUGCUCCUUGCUUAAGCCAUGUUGUGUAUAUGCUGUGUCUUGCUUGUCUUUGAGACUUCCUGGCUUGAUCUUGGCCCUGUCUCAUGACUACAGACUGGCACUCUCGUGCUCACUGGACUGUUGGCUGACCCUGCUAGGGUCACUUGACCUGCUUCUUUUUUGUUUGGGUACUGCAGGACCUUGUCCUUGCCUGUGAGGUUACAGCUCCUGCUUGCCCUGCCCUCACCCUCAGCUCCUGGCAUGCCUCCCCUGACAGAGCAGCCUGCUUGUCUGUUCCCUGACACCCAUUUGCUUUCUACUCGUGCACCUUGUCACAGAGCUACCUGACAGCUUGCAUCUGCUCAGCAAUUAACCCUUGUAACCUGCUCCAUUUUCUGUGACCGCUUCAGUGCAGCACAGGGAAGCAGCACAGCAAGUGCCUGCUCCCUCAGACAUGAUGCUGCCUGGACAGUGGAGCACACGGGGCUUUAGUUAACCUCUGCUGGCUGCCACCCGCAACUGUGACUGCAGCUUCUGUCUACAGCUGAACCUACGCUGGCGCCAAGACCUUGAAGUUCCCCUUCACAGGAUCCGCAGAAAAGCAUGGAAGAUGAAAUUAAAUCAGUUCUGCAGGAGCGGAUAAUGAUUUUGGAUGGAGGCAUGGGUACCAUGAUCCAGCAACAUGCCCUGUCAGAGGAAGAUUUCCGAGGGCAUGAAUUUAAAGACCAUUCCAAGCCUUUGAAAGGCAAUAACGACCUUCUCAGCAUAACUCGGCCUGAUAUAAUCUGUGACAUACACAAGGAAUACUUGCUGUCAGGUGCUGACAUCAUUGAAACGAACACUUUCAGCAGCACCCGAGUUGCACAAGCUGACUAUGGCCUUGAGCAUUUGGCAUAUCGAUUAAACAGAGUCUCUGCACAGGUGGCCAGAAAAGCAGCAGAUGAUGUCACUGCUCAGACAGGAAUUAGGCGAUAUGUUGCUGGAGCCAUGGGGCCAACAAACAGGACGCUUUCUGUGUCACCCUCUGUGGAGAGACCAGAUUACAGGAACAUAACUUUUGAUGAACUGGUUGAAGCCUAUACGGAACAAGCCAAAGGACUGCUGGAUGGAGGAGUCGAUAUCAUGUUAGUAGAAACCAUAUUUGAUACAGCCAAUGCCAAGGCAGCUCUUUUUGCACUCCACAAGUUGUUUGAGGAAGAAUACGCUCCCCGACCCAUAUUUGUUUCUGGAACCAUUGUAGAUAAGAGUGGGCGCACCCUUUCAGGCCAGACAGGAGAGGCAUUUGUCAUUAGUAUUUCCCACAGUAAGCCACUUUGCAUCGGCUUAAAUUGUGCUUUAGGAGCAGUUGAAAUGCGACCAUUCAUUGAAACAAUUGGAAAAUGUACAGAAGCCUACAUCAUCUGUUACCCUAAUGCAGGUCUUCCCAAUACUUUUGGUGGUUAUGAUGAAACUCCAGAAGUGACUGCCAAGCAUAUAAAGAGUUUUGCACUGGAUGGUUUGGUCAACAUAGUUGGAGGUUGUUGUGGUACUACACCAGCACAUAUCAGGAAGAUUGCUGAAGCUGUGAGAUCGUGUAAGCCUCGUGUUCCACCUUCUCUCUCUCAAGGAUAUAUGCUGCUGUCAGGUCUGGAGCCAUUCAGGAUUGGGCCAUAUACCAACUUCGUUAAUAUCGGUGAACGCUGUAAUGUUGCAGGAUCACGGAAGUUUGCUAAACUCAUCAUGGCAGGCAACUAUGAAGAAGCCCUGAGUGUAGCCAAAAUGCAAGUUGAGAUGGGGGCCCAGAUUCUCGACAUCAAUAUGGAUGAUGGGAUGCUGGAUGGUCCUGCUGCAAUGACCAGAUUUUGUAACUUGAUCUCUUCAGAACCUGAUAUUGCAAAGGUGCCGUUAUGCAUUGAUUCCUCAAAUUUUUCAGUGAUUGAAGCAGGUUUGAAGUGUUGCCAAGGAAAAUGCAUUGUAAACAGCAUCAGUCUGAAGGAAGGUGAAGAAGACUUUCUGGAGAAAGCAAGGAAAAUUAAGUUGUAUGGAGCAGCUGUGGUUGUCAUGGCUUUUGAUGAAGUGGGUCAGGCAACAGAAACAGAAACCAAGAUUGCAAUCUGUUCCAGAGCUUACUACCUACUUGUGGAAAAAGUGUGCUUCAAUCCAAAUGAUAUCAUAUUCGACCCUAAUAUUUUGACCAUAGGGACUGGAAUGGAAGAACAUAACCUAUAUGCUAUGAAUUUUAUCAAUGCUACUAAAGUCAUAAAAGAAACACUGCCAGGAGCUAAGAUAAGCGGAGGUCUUUCCAAUCUGUCUUUCUCCUUUCGAGGAAUGGAUGCCAUUCGUGAAGCAAUGCAUGGAGUGUUCCUUUACCAUGCAAUUAAGUAUGGCAUGGACAUGGGAAUUGUGAAUGCUGGGAAUCUGCCAGUAUAUGAUGAUAUCCACAAGGAAUUGCUACAGCUAUGUGAGAAUCUAAUCUGGAACAAAGAUCCUGAUGCUACAGAGAAACUUUUACAUUAUGCUCAGAAUCAUGCCCAAGGAGGAAAGAAAGUGGUACAUACUGAUGAAUGGCGGAAAAGCUCCGUGGAGGAAAGGCUGGAAUAUGCUCUCAUAAAGGGCAUUGAGAAGUAUGUCACCACAGAUACAGAAGAAGCGAGAUUAAAUCAGGAGAAAUAUCCUAGGCCUCUAAAUAUAAUUGAAGGACCUUUGAUGAAUGGCAUGAAAAUUGUUGGUGAUCUUUUUGGUGCUGGGAAGAUGUUUCUACCUCAGGUGAUAAAAUCUGCUCGAGUUAUGAAGAAAGCAGUUGGCCACCUUAUUCCCUAUAUGGAAAAAGAAAGAGAGGAAAGGAGAGCUGAACAGGGCAGCACAGAAGAAGAGGAUCCUUACAGUGGUACAAUAGUACUAGCAACUGUGAAAGGUGAUGUGCAUGAUAUUGGCAAGAACAUUGUGGGAGUUGUUCUGGGCUGCAACAACUUCAGAGUUAUUGAUUUAGGAGUCAUGACUCCAUGUGAUAAGAUAUUGAGAGCUGCUGUUGAGAACAAAGCAGAUAUAAUUGGCCUGUCUGGUCUCAUCACCCCUUCUUUGGAUGAAAUGAUUUUUGUCGCCAAGGAAAUGGAGAGAUUGGCAAUAAAGAUUCCUUUGCUGAUUGGAGGAGCAACUACUUCUAAAACACACACAGCUGUUAAAAUUGCCCCCCGAUAUAGUGCACCUGUAAUUCAUGUCCUGGAUGCAUCCAAGAGUGUUGUGGUUUGCUCUCAGCUCUUAGAUGAAAGUGUAAAGGAUGAUUUCUUCGAAGAAAUAUUAGAGGAAUAUGAAGAAAUUAGACAAGAACACUAUGAGUCUCUCAAGGAAAGAAGAUAUUUGUCCCUACAGCAAGCUAGGAGAAAAGGUUUCCAUAAUGACUGGUUAUCAGGACAUAAGCCAGUUAAACCAAAAUUCAUCGGUACAAAAGUCUUUGAAGAUUAUGACCUGAAGAGGCUAGUAGAAUACAUUGACUGGAAGCCUUUCUUUGAUGUCUGGCAACUUAGGGGAAAGUAUCCCAACCGGGGUUUCCCUAAAAUCUUUAAUGAUAAAACUGUAGGUGAAGAAGCAAAGAGAGUUUAUAACGAUGCUCAAAAUCUGCUGAAAAUGUUGAUCAAUCAAAAGAAAUUACAAGCCAGGGGUGUGGUUGGGUUCUGGCCUGCUCAAAGUGUUCAAGAUGAUAUCUAUUUAUAUGCUGUAGAAGAGGCAGUGGGAUCUUCGGAACCGAUAGCAAAAUUUCAUGGCCUGAGGCAACAGGCUGAAAAAGACUCUACCUGCACAGAUCCAUAUUACUGUCUUUCUGACUUCAUAGCACCGCUGGAUUCUGGCAUUUGUGACUACUUAGGCCUGUUUGCUGUGGCCUGCUUUGGUGUAGAUGAGUUAUGCAAUGAAUAUAGGAAACAGGAUGACGAGUACAACAUCAUAAUGGUAAAGGCACUUGGAGAUCGGUUGGCAGAGGCAUUUGCUGAGGAGCUCCAUGAAAGGGUUCGAAAGGAAUUUUGGGCUUACUGUAGUGCCGAGCAGCUAGAUCUCUGUGAGCUACGCAGAAUUAAAUAUGAGGGAAUUCGCCCUGCUCCUGGAUAUCCAAGCCAGCCUGACCAUACAGAAAAACUGACCAUGUGGAAACUUGCUAACAUAAAGGAUACAACAGGAAUUGGUUUAACUGAAUCACUAGCAAUGACACCUGCUUCUGCAGUUUCUGGCCUCUACUUUUCCAAUCCCAAAUCCAAAUAUUUUGCUGUUGGCAAGAUAUGUAAAGAUCAGGUUGAAGAUUAUGCACUGAGAAAAAAGUUGUCCGUGGCAGAGGUGGAGAAAUGGCUGGGACCCAUUUUGGGAUAUGAUACUGAAUAACUGUGGGAGACAUGGGCAAGCAUUUUCUUUUAAUGGUCCAUUUGCUAGAAGGAAAAAUGAAGUGGCGCAUCUAUUAUCUUUCAUUGCCGCCCUUAGUAUUUGUUGGUAAUGAUUUGUUUUGGCACUGGUCUGAUCAAAAAAGAAAAAAGAAAAAGAUCUCAGACCAACAAACCAAACAAAUUAAAAUCCAACAAGAAAAUCCUUCCUACUGAGAGGUUUUCUGCCAUCAGGUAUUUAAUCUGAUUGUUUCUAAUUUUUGAUCAAGGAAUAUAUAUUUCAGAUGUGCCAUGUACUUGGGACCACAAAUGCAUUGCAGGUCUCUUAAUCAUAGCAAUAUGCUUUUAUUUGUAUUUUUUGCACAAAUACUCCAGCUGAGCAACGAGUUGUAGGGUGAGAUGUGGAAGUUGCACACCCCUCCUAUCCUUGGGAAGGCUUUGAAAUUAGGGCCUGGCAUUUGUCCUAUUGGCUGUGGACAUGUUGAACAGAGUUUGUCUUCUGUUGUUUGAAUGUGUUUUAGCAAGUCAAGGUCAUACAGAAAUAUGAUGCAAUUUUUUUCUAUGAAGUCAGCAAAAAUUUUAAACUGAGUGACCAAGAACAAUAAAUGUACAAACAGAUCUCCUUUUUUUUUAAAAAAAAAAAAAAAAAUAAAAAAAAAACAUCUGUCUGCUCCAUAUUUGGGGCUUGUACGUGAUGUUUUUCUAUCUAAAUAAUAACUCAGGUCUUUAAUUUACUAUGUGAUGAUGACUGUAGUUAAAAACUAUCAAAAGAUAUAAUGUGGUGGAACAAUAUCAGAGAUGCUGUAUUAUGAUAAAACACAAAUGAGAUGUGUCCCCCUAGAAAACUCAUGCUUACUUUCAUCUGGCUACAGUCCAUUUCUACUCUGUGUAAAGUGUAAUGAUACCUUCCUUCCUCAUUGUUUUGUUGUGAGGAUUAAUUCGUAUUUAAACUUUUGUAUGUGAAAAAUAUGACAGAAGCACAGCUGCUACUAUUAACAGAGAGACAAAAAGCUUGGAGCUAACCAUUGUAGAAACUUUAAGCUUCUGUGUACCUGGAUUUUAAAAACAAGUAAUAGCAACACUACCAUCAAUAACAGUUAAUACGGUAGGUUUAUUUUUCAAAUCUAAGUGAGCUAAUUGUUCAUAGCUGUUCAUAAUCCCCUAAAAGUGCCUCAGGUAUUAUUUAAAAGCAAAUUUCAUGAAAUAUUAUGUCAGGAAAAUACAGUUUUUCUGGUCUCUAAUUGUAAAGAAAAGACCAAUGUGCUAUCUGUAAUCCAUUAAUAGUUACAUAAUUUUUGUAAUGUCAUCUGACUUUAUGCUAAAAGAAUUAUCUUGUAUCAACAGUUUAAUAAAAGUUAAGCUGUCA